Molecule: messenger RNA, 3913 nt
Organism: Ictalurus punctatus (channel catfish)
Lineage: Eukaryota; Metazoa; Chordata; Actinopteri; Siluriformes; Ictaluridae
Product: tripartite motif-containing protein 16-like protein
Exons: 6
Coding region: 1-1668 (555 amino acids)
Molecular function (GO): protein binding; zinc ion binding
Source: RefSeq, a predicted model, not a curated record
AUGGCCAGUAUUUCAGUAGAUCAGUUGUCGGUGGUUCAGUUCAUCUGUCCAGUGUGUCUGGAUCUCCUGAAGCAUCCGGUGACUACUCCCUGUGGACACAGUUUCUGCAAGGUGUGUAUUAAUCGCUUCUGGGAUCAAGAAGAUCUGAGGAGGAUCUACAGCUGUCCCCAGUGUAGAGAGACUUUCACUCCAAGGCCUGUUCUAGGCAGGAACAACAUACUGGUUGAAGUGGUGGAGAAACUGAAGGAGACUGAACUCCAAGCUUCUGCUCACUGUUACGCUGGACCUGGAGAUGUGGAGUGUGAUUCCUGCAUUGGGAGAAAACACAAAGCAGUUAAAACCUGUCUGGUGUGUCUGGCCUCCUUUUGUGAAGAUCAUCUUAAACCUCACUUUCAGGCUCCUGCCUUUAAGAAGCACAAGUUAGUUGAAGCCUGUGCAGAGCUCCAGGAGAAGAUCUGCUCUCGACAUGACAAACUGCUCGAGAUCUACUGUCGUACUGACCAAAGCUUCAUCUGUUACUUGUGUACGAUGGAUCAACAUCAAGGCCAUGAUACAGUUUCAGCUGUAGCAGAAAGAACUGAAAAACAGAAUGAGGUAAAGGAGGAGCAGAUGAAAUCCCUGCAGAGGAUCCAGGAGAAGCAGAAGAUGGUGCAGGAGCUGAGACAGACUGUGGACACUAUUACGAGGCGUUCACAGUCAGCAGUAGAUGAGAGUGAGAAGACCUUUACUGAGCUGAUCAGCUCCAUGGAGAAAAAGCGCACGAAGGUGAAGGAACUGAUCAGAGCUCAGGAGAAAGCUGAACUGAGUCGAGCUGAACGACUCCUGAAGCAACUGGAGCAGGAGAUUGCUGAUCUUAAGAGGAGAGUCACUGAGCUGGAGCAGCUUUCACACACACACGAUCACAUCCACUUCCUCCAGAGUUUCCCGUCUCUCUGUGUUUCUCCUGGAUCUGAUGACUCACCCAGCAUCACUGUCAAUCAACAUCUCUCAUUUGAUGGAGUGAGGAAAUCUCUCUCAGAUCUGAAAAAACAAGUCGAGGAACUUUGUGAGGAGGAAUUCAACAAAAUCCGUCCACAAGCUGCAGCAGUUCAGAUGAUUUCACCCUCAGAACCAAAGAGCAGAGAAGAUUUUCUGCAGUAUUUCUGUUGUCUGACUCUGGAUCCCAACACAGCACACCGUCAACUCAUUCUGUCUGAGGAGAACAAAGCGGUGACACUUAGUAAUACACGACAGCGAUACCCUGAUCAUCCAGAGCGAUUUGACUCCAGGCCUCAGGUCUUGAGUAAGGAGAGUGUGAGUGGACGUUGUUACUGGGAAGUGGAGUGGACCAGUGAUGUUGGUGUGUCUAUAUCAGUCUCGUAUAAAGAGAUCAGCAGGAAAGGGCAGUUUAACGAGUGUGAAUUUGGAUUCAACAAUCAGUCCUGGAGUCUGGGGUGUUUUUUUCAUUCUUUUUUUUUCCAGCACAACGAGACCAAAACUGAGCUCCAAGAUCCAAUAUCCUUCAGAAUAGGAGUGUAUGUGGAUCACAGUGCAGGAACUCUGUCCUUCUACAGCGUCUCUGACCCGAUGAGGCUCCUCCACAGAGUCCACACCACAUUCACUCAGUCUCUGUAUGCUGGGUUCAGGAUAGUUCAUUAUGACUCAAUUAUAAGGUUAAGUGACCCAUAAUGAAAUGUUCAGUGAAAUUGCUUGUGUUGGUAGAUCUUAGUGCAGCUUUUACUACAAUAUUUACCUAGACAGUUUAUAAAAUGUUAGUUAGGGGAACCUGGAUCAUGUCUUAAUGUAAACAGUGACUACUCUAUGUAUACAAAUAUACUAUAUACACUAUAUGGCCAAAAGUAUGUGGACACCUGAUCAUCGUACUCGUAUGUGCUUGUUGAACAUCUCAUUCCAGUGUUGUUUCCCUCCCUGCUAUAAACAACAUCUCUUCGGGCAAGGCUUCCCUCUAAAUUUUGUAAUGUGGCUGUGCAUAUUUGUGCCUAUUAAGCCACAGGAGCUUUACUGAGGUCAGACCCUGCUAUUGGUCAAGAAGUCCUGGUGCGUAGUUGUCAUUCCAGUUCGUCCCAAAGGUGUGCGGUGGGGUUGAGGUCAGGGCUCUUUGCAGGACACUCGAGGUCAUUCAUGCGAGUCUUGUAAAACCAUGUCUUCAUGGGCCUAGCUUUGUGCCCAGGGGCAUUGUUAUGGUGGAAUACAUUUGUGCUCCUCACCUCCACUCAAGGGAAAUUGAAAUGUUACAGGGUACAAAGACAUUUUAUACAAUUGUGGACCUACUAAUUUGUGGCAAUGGUUUGGGGAAGAACUACAUUUGGGUGUGAUGGUCAGGUGUCCACAUACUUUUGGCACAUUGGAAACUCCUUCCAUGAAUGUUAAAUAAACUUCACCCACUUUAUAAAUCUGUUUAUGUGGAAUGUUAACUGUACAAGUAGCCACUUGCAUGAAAAGAAGACAAUACAGUGUAGUGGGAUGCACAAAAAAGCUCCACAAAACUUUGUUCAGCAAAUUAAACAUGAUUCAAUGUUAUAUCCAGGGCACAAAUAGGUGUUUAAAUGUAACUAAUUAGUAACCAAAAUGUUUGUGCUUUGGGAUGAUUUCCCAUCUGUGUUCCAUGCAAAUGCUUAGAUUUUUCAGCUGUAGUGCAAAAAUAUACUAUCGCCUUCAAACCCUGUCCAUGUUCAUCAUCAUGUCCACCACUGUGCAGUAAUCAAGCUGUGUGUGCAUGCAUGUGUUUUCACUGAGCUAAAAAACAGACAAGGCAUUCUCCUUUCUCAUGUCCUCUUGGCCUGCACGUAGUUCUGUAGUUUACGCACAGUGGAUUCAUCCAAGGAGAAAAGGUCGAAGUCAAACGUGGUUUUGGUGACGUUGAAGUGUCCGGUCUUUUCAAUAAGGUUUACGAUCUAAAACACAAACAAAAUGAGUGUUAACUCCUAUGUUUAUUUUGGGUGAAGAAGCCACAAUUGUUUAAAAAAAAAAAAAAAAAAAAAGAUUGUAUUUCAUAUACUUUGUUCAGUUUGUCUAGAGGUGAUGUCCAGCUUAUUUCAAUUAAAUACAAAGUAAGCCUUAUAAAUUACUGGUGUUUGCUAACAAGUGUGUUAGUAAGUCAGUCAGUCUAUCAACUGGUCUGCUAAUUAGUUAAGUCUGUGAAUAAAUGAGUCAAUCAGUGAGUCAGUCAAUUGGUCAGGGAGUGACUCACUGAGCCAGUUAGAUAGAAUUUCAUUGAAUCAGUGAGUCAAUUACUGAUCGGUGAGUGAAAUCUAAAGUGAGUCAUUGAAUCAGUCAGUGAGUUAAUCAGUACAUCAGUCAGUAAGAGUUUUUGAAACACUGUAAGAUGGGUAGUUACUCAGUGAAUGAUCGAGUGCAACUCUUUGUUAGUGAGUCAGUGAUUCAAUGAGUGUCUCAGUCAAUCAGUAAACUAGUCAAUCGGUGAAUCAAUGAGUUAGUCAGUCUGUGAACGAGUAAGCCCAACAGUGAUUCAGUAAGCGAGUCAGUCUGUAAGUUAGUGCGUCACUCAGUGAGUCAGUCAGUCAAUGAGCAAGUGAAUCUGUUCCUCAGUGAGUCAGUCCAUGAUUCAGUAUGUUAUUAGGUUAAUCAGUCAGUUAGUCCCUUAGUAAGUGAAGAAUUAUGGUUUUUGAUUCUAGCUCUAACUGUUCAUAUUAAUAGCAUGGUAUGUACUUUUCAGACUUUUUUGAGAAUGCUAAUCACUUCAAGAUUCAUAUGUUAAUGGAAACUUCCUCACAGAGCAUCUGUUGUGAACAGGAAUGUGCUUUCGAAGGCCUAGGAGACCUUGGGUUAGCAGCUUGGGUAAGAUGUUUUAAGAAAAGGCUUUUGUAUGUAGGGAGGGCAGUUGAGGACUGAACACUGAUGGGACAACACCUGUGUAUGUACAUGAAGCUUCAAUAAAACUAUUCCUCUUCUC